Molecule: messenger RNA, 2220 nt
Organism: Hippocampus comes (tiger tail seahorse)
Lineage: Eukaryota; Metazoa; Chordata; Actinopteri; Syngnathiformes; Syngnathidae
Gene: pax2a
Product: paired box 2a
Exons: 11
Coding region: 466-1698 (410 amino acids)
Biological process (GO): regulation of transcription by RNA polymerase II; anatomical structure development
Molecular function (GO): DNA-binding transcription factor activity, RNA polymerase II-specific; RNA polymerase II cis-regulatory region sequence-specific DNA binding
Source: RefSeq, a predicted model, not a curated record
GGCCGUGUUCUUUCCUCCGACCCAGCCACCGGGGGGACCCCACGCCGUCGCUCCUGCUCGCCGCCGCCGGAGGAGGAUUUGUCGGCUGCUCGGUCGGGACCCGCGUGGAAGGAAAGUCCGCUUUUCCGCUGCCGCAGCCGCACGCGUGGGUCAUGCUCUGCACCUGACAGCCCCACCACCACCACCACCACCACCACCACCAACCACGUACUCGUUUUGUGUUUUUAUUUUAUUUUGUUUUCUUUUUUCUUUUCUUUUACACGGACGAAUUAUUUCUUUCUUUCUUUCUUUGAAGAGCUGAGAAGUUGCUGCGCUCUUACGGCAGCUCGCGCGGACUCUAUCGGCCACACGGACUGGUUGGCUUGUUUUUUUGUUUUUUGAACAUUUUCUCCUCUUUGACGGCUGCUGCACCAUCGAGGCGAGACGGCGACCUCAGUCGAUUACCUUUCUUUGCUCUGCUAUCCCAUGGAUAUUCACUGCAAGGCAGACCCCUUCUCCGCCAUGCACCUAUCCCACGCAGGGCACGGCGGCGUGAACCAGCUCGGUGGGGUGUUCGUGAACGGCCGGCCCCUCCCGGACGUGGUGCGGCAGAGGAUCGUGGAGCUGGCACACCAAGGGGUCCGGCCGUGUGACAUCUCCAGACAGCUACGGGUCAGUCACGGCUGCGUCAGCAAAAUCCUCGGCAGGUACUACGAGACGGGCAGUAUUAAACCGGGGGUGAUCGGGGGCUCCAAACCGAAGGUGGCGACUCCGAAAGUGGUGGAUAAGAUUGCAGAGUACAAGCGCCAGAACCCGACCAUGUUCGCCUGGGAGAUCCGGGACCGGCUACUGGCCGAGGGCGUUUGCGACAACGACACCGUGCCCAGCGUGUCGUCCAUCAACAGGAUUAUCCGCACCAAAGUCCAGCAGCAGUUUCACCCGUCCCCCGAUGGAUCCGUCACGCCGCUCUCCACGCCGGGACACACCAUAGUACCCAGCACAGCCUCCCCGCCUGUGACCAGCGCCUCCAACGACCCCGUAGGAUCCUACUCCAUCAACGGCAUCCUGGGAAUCCCCCGCUCCAACGGCGAGAAGAGAAAACGAGACGAAGUUCUCUGGACUGGCAACCACUUGGACGGAAGGAAAAUAGGACAUUGCGGCUCUGAUGGCUCGGGCCCGGGCAACGAUUCUCAGGGCAGCGUGGAGAGUUUAAGGAAGCACCUGCGAGCCGACGCGUUCACCCAGCAGCAGUUGGAGGCCCUGGACCGCGUUUUCGAACGCCCCUCCUACCCGGAUGUCUUCCCCACUUCCGAACACAUCAAACCCGAACAGGCCAACGAGUAUUCACUUCCGUCCCUGAGCACCGGCCUGGAAGACGUGAAGCCCAGCCUCUCCAGCAGCGGCAGCUCCGACCUCGCCUCCAGCGUCUCCCAGAGCUACUCGGUUGUGACAGGUCGAGACAUGGCGAGCACCACCUUACCGGGCUACCCGCCUCACGUCCCUCCAACGGGGCAAGGCAGCUACCCCACCUCGACACUCGCCGGAAUGGUUCCAGGAGGGGACUUUUCUGGAAACCCUUACUCUCAUCCACAAUACACUACUUACAACGAAGCAUGGCGGUUCAGCAAUCCAGCAUUACUAAGUUCCCCUUAUUAUUAUAGUGCCGCAUCCCGUGGCUCCGCGCCUCCCACUGCUGCCGCUGCCUACGACCGCCACUAGUUACCAUGGAGACCAGCUCAAACUGCAGGGCCACGGCUUUGGCCUCCAUAUCGUCCCCGUCUGAGAAAACACUGAGGUCAAAAGGGAAUUUGUGAGAAGGGGGAUCCGAAAGGAAAAGCCACCAGGUCACGCGGGCGAGAGGAAGGAUCGUCAAGGUGGAUGCCAAUGCGUCAGCGUCACACACUUCGGGGCAUAAGAGUCACCGCAACCAUCACGCCGUCACUGUCCCACAGCCCUGAACAUUUACAGAUUGACUUUGAAGAGAUUAUAUAAACAUAUAUAUUGUGAAAUAUAUCAAUUGAAGACGUGUGAGGAUUCCAUGCGGAAACAAACAUGACGUGGCUUUUGAUUUUCGCCUCUCUGUUGCUGUUGUUCCUUUACUCGUGCACUCCUCACGAUUCUUUUUACAUCGCCGACGGCAGUAUUUUUCUGCUCUCAAAGACCCUGCAAAAUGAAUUCAGCAGUUUGGCUCAAAUUAUACCGUACACAUUUGGAGACAAUAACUGAAAACUUGUAGUACUG